AUGUUAUCCCUGUGGAACCCAGUGUACCUCGCUGAAAUAGAUUUAACAAAGACCUUUGAAGCCAAAAUCCAGCACCUGGAGACACGACACGGGAAGAAGGGAACUGGAGCAAAUUCGGACUUGGAAUACUUUGUACGCUGUGAGGUUCAUCGCACAGACCUUGGCACAUUAAUGAGCUCUAUUAGAAGAGUGUCAGAAGAUGUAAGGACCACUAAGGAGGUGAAAGUUCACUGGUUUCCAACUAAAAUUACAGAACUGGACAAGUGUCACCACUUGGUGACGAAGUUUGAUCCAGACCUGGAUUUAGAUCACCCGGGUUUUUCUGACCAGGAGUAUCGCAAAAGGAGGAAGAUGAUUGCUGACAUAGCCUUCACCUGCAGGCAUGGUGAUCCAAUACCCCGAGUGGAGUACCUGCCAGAGGAAAUUGCAACCUGGAAGGAAGUUUACUCCACACUGAAGAGUCUGUACCCUACCCAUGCCUGUAAGGAGCACCUUGAUGCCUUCUAUCUGCUGGAGACCCACUGUGGGUAUAGUGAGGACAACAUUCCACAACUACAGGAUGUGUCCUGCUUUCUAAAAGAAAGGACUGGGUUUCAGCUGCGCCCUGUGGCUGGGCUACUAUCUGCUCGGGAUUUCCUCUCCAGUUUGGCUUUUCGUGUUUUCCAGUGCACCCAGUAUAUUCGACAUGCAUCUUCACCGAUGCACUCGCCGGAGCCAGACUGCUGUCAUGAGCUGCUGGGGCAUGUGCCCAUGCUGGCUGAUAAAACAUUUGCUCAGUUUUCCCAGAACCAAAGAGCGUUUGAUUUUGUUAUUCAAACCUCGGACAUUCCAUGCCAGAAAUUUCAGAUUAAUCAUGACCCCAGGUGUCUGCAAGAACCAAAGUCUCUAGAGGUGAUCAAAGAUUAUUUCAAGGGAAACAUUGACAUACCUCCAGUACCAGAGGACUGUCUGUGUGCUGACACUUGCCGAUGUCAGCAGCAAUGA
This is a messenger RNA of Pseudophryne corroboree (corroboree frog), 984 nucleotides long. RefSeq names its product tyrosine 3-monooxygenase-like. Gene Ontology annotation, molecular function: iron ion binding; tyrosine 3-monooxygenase activity. The record is from RefSeq and is a predicted model, not a curated record. The coding region runs from base 1 to 984 and encodes 327 amino acids. Gene Ontology annotation, cellular component: cytoplasm; axon; perikaryon. The transcript is spliced from 10 exons. Lineage: Eukaryota; Metazoa; Chordata; Amphibia; Anura; Myobatrachidae. Gene Ontology annotation, biological process: dopamine biosynthetic process from tyrosine.